AUGUCCAAUGAAGUGCCGUGCCGCAAAUGCAAACUACUGGUCAUAGCCAUCAGCAACUAUGAUGGUGAAGCUUCCUUGGACGGUGUGGAGGCAGGUCUGGAAUUGCUGAGGAAGAGCCGCUUCUACCAACAGGACUGUGAAGUGAUUGAGUGCAUCAACAGCGCCGCCACGGAACUCGGAAUAGUUGAGCAGAUCAAAGCUUGGAUAGGGCGUAUGGAAGGUUCGGGACCCGAGCAGGUUCAUACCUGCAUCUUCCUUGGUCACGGUGUCAACGUGCAUGGGUUGUCGUGCAUGGUAACUGUCGACAAGAAGCUGAUCCCCAUUUGGGAUCUCUACAACCACCUUUGCCAGAAGCACUCGUUGUCGGUUGCUCUUUUCUUCGACUGUUGCCAGUGCCCGCCGGAUGGCGUGUUGAGCGAACCAAACAGGGGACUGUUCCGCUAUGAGGCAGCCAGAGCAGGAUGGUGCGACAGGAGUCAAAUAAGACUGUCGAUAUCUUCAUCGCCAGGACAAUAUGCGGAAGACGCUUCUGUUGCUCGUCGCUAUUCUAGCUACAUCUCAGAGUUAGUCCAGAGCUUGGACGGUUGCGAUUGGUGGGAGGAAGUGUUUCACUGUGUCUCCAUGGCAGUUGAUGCAACCGGAAGUCAAACUCCAUUCUGUGUGGGGCACGCAAUUUGGCAAAGAAUACAACGGUCCAGCCCACGUGAACUGAGCUUUGAUAGCAGCGAGCUCGGCGCCAUGUCCAAUGAAGUGCAGUGCCGCAAUUUGCCUGAACAAGCAUUCUCGCGAUCACCCCAAGCUUUGAUGGAGGCAACCAACUCAUGA
Molecule: messenger RNA, 825 nt
Organism: Symbiodinium natans
Lineage: Eukaryota; Dinophyceae; Suessiales; Symbiodiniaceae
Source: the annotation of a GenBank genome assembly